UCACUAUCAAAGAACUCGAGGAUUUUGCAGCUGCUCAACCAUCGGCUCAAGAUCACUAUCCAGGACGGCAGAACAUUUAUUGGCCAGAUGCUAGCAUUUGAUAAACACAUGAACUUGGUGCUGUCCGAGUGCGAAGAGUUCCGUAAGAUCCGCCCAAAAACAAAGUCUCAGCAGGAACGAGAGGAGAAACGUUCACUUGGUCUUGUUAUCCUUCGUGGCGAGACCAUCAUCUCGCUCAGCGUUGAAGCUCCUCCUCCCACUGCAGAAGAUCCAAAGAAAUCAUCUGCUGCUCUAGGUGGUCCUGGUGUUGCUCGCGGUGCUGGUCGUGGUCUGCCCAUUGCUGCACCACUUACUGCUGCACCUGCUGGUCUUGGAGGUCCGAUCAGAGGUAUUGGCGGCCCUGCUCCACAAUCAAUGCAACCUCAAAUGGGUCCCGGAAUGGGCUUCAGUCGCCCGCCGAUAUCGAAUAUGCCUCCUGGAAUGAUGGGCAUGCCUCCUAUGGGAAUGUCUGGUCCUCCUCCACCCAUGUCAUUUGGUCGGGGUAUGCCUCCGAUGCCUCCACAAGGAUUUAGACCUCCGGUACGUAGACUUGAUUAUUGGACGAAUCUGAAUGGUAUCUUGCAGCGUACUGCAAUAAUGUAG
Molecule: messenger RNA, 642 nt
Organism: Batrachochytrium dendrobatidis JAM81
Lineage: Eukaryota; Fungi; Chytridiomycota; Chytridiomycetes; Rhizophydiales
Exons: 1
Biological process (GO): mRNA splicing, via spliceosome
Cellular component (GO): U5 snRNP; U1 snRNP; U2 snRNP
Molecular function (GO): RNA binding
Source: RefSeq, a predicted model, not a curated record